Messenger RNA from Arctia plantaginis, 2268 nucleotides. NCBI's taxonomy places the organism in Eukaryota, Metazoa, Arthropoda, Insecta, Lepidoptera, Erebidae. The record is from the annotation of a GenBank genome assembly.
AUGAUGAACAUGCGGAAUAUUAAGUUAUGGAUAUGCGUGUCGUGCUUGGUGUCAUCGCUCGCAGCUCCAGCACCUUCACAGAAUUCUCAGCUAUACCUUGACAUUAUAGACAUGGCAGCAAUCAGCAGAAUGUCACCACAGCAACUAGAGGUUUUGGCGGAAGGACUAGCAGCUGAGGAAAUUAUGAGGACAAAACGGUCAUCUGCCCAAGCGCUAACAUCAGUAGUGUCAAAAGCCUCAUCAGGCCUCCAAAGUAAAGUCGGUCUCCUUGGCCAAGCUUCGGCCUUCAUUGGCUCCGCCUCCGGCAAGACCAGUGGACACGGUGAUGAACACCAAGGAUAUUCUUACGAACCGCAUGAAGAAAAAUACGAUUAUUUGGGCCUGAAGAAAUCUAUUCUGUAUACUCUGUUCCAAGCUGUAAAAGCCAUCACAGGAGGAGUAACAAUUCUUAAAGGCCAGCUGAUCAAAGGAGGUGGGGCCCUAGCAGCAACUUUAGGCAAAGUCAUUUCAAGCAAAGGAGAUGCGGUUAGCAACCUUGGAAAGAAGAUUGUCAGCUCUGCAGCCCUCAGUCAUAAGAAACCACAUUGGAAUUAUUUUUAUAUGAACAAUAGUACUUCCACUUCUGAGAAACCCGUUCGUGGACGAGAUGCAAAAGCCCUUAACCUGCAAGAUUUAAAAUCUAGUCUGGCAACUGACAGAUUUGCUGAGUACGAUAAUGCUCCUGUGACAGAACAACAAAUCAUUGUAAAUGCUAGUGUGGAUAAACGUUUCAAUAUAGGCACGCAAGUAUUGAGUGAACUUCUUUUUGUUACCUCUACACCAUCGGACGAGAACAUAGUUGACGAAACUUUAGAUAUUCAAAGAAGAUUUGGAAUAGAAGAAGAGCUAGGGUUAACAGAGACUGUUACCGAGGUCUUAUUUACAAUCCCAGUGAGAGCUGAAGAUAGUCAGGAUGACAGUGAUGCGGGUAUAACGGAGCAGCCAAUUUUAGUUUUAAGAGAUUCAACAAACGGAUUUACGAGUGAUGAAAUUAUUUCAACAACUGUUAUGCCAUCUACUUUUGAUAGCGUUGAACUCGAUAAUGACUCUAAAGUAACCGAAAAAUCAGAAAUUGAAUUCAUAACAACUGAUGCACGAAGUAGAAUGGAGAAAAGUAAUUUUAUUUCUACAUUACUGACGUCGUCUACAUUUGAUGACAACACUGAAGUUCCUAAAACUGAAGCAAUUACAACGAAGCAACCUGAAGAUUCCUUAAUUUUAGUACAAUCAAAGAACAGUACAACACAUGUCUAUGGACCACCCCCUACCGCACACUUGGAGUACGGCCCCCCUACAGCUUACGGACCUCCAACUGCCCCCGCUCACUUCACAUCGCCCUCUGUAGCAACGGGAUACGCCUCACAUAAGUUCCCGUCUCAAUUAGAUGGACGAGGUAAACUGAACGGCGUACACGCAGGACUAGUCAUACUGACGCCUCUGGGUGAGCAGGCAGAGACUUUGGACACAGCACACUCAGGCCACACUAUAGAUCCACCUGCGUCAAUCCUGAACACUGUCUAUAGUGCUAUCAAGAGUGCAUUUUCUACGGCCUCUUCACCCACUGCUCCAGCUCCUGCUUCCUUAUAUAGUGUCCCGGAUAGCUCCUACGGUGCUCCUGCUCUUUCGUACACUGCUCCGGCACUUGAUGAUUUGUCAUAUCAGCCACCACCUCUACCUCAAUCCAUCCCAGAAUUCAAACCAAUGACUUGGGGCACUGUCAAUUCUUACGGUCAACCAGCUGCAGUAGACUCUUACGUCGAUUACGAUCCACGAAAUCCAUCACCUCCUUUUCCACCUUACGAAUACACAGCUUCAAAACGAACAGUAAUACCUACCAAACACAAACAAGGCUUGACACCUGAAAAAAUUCAAAAAAUCCAAGCUAAUAUAAAAAAACUUAAUGCUUAUAUAAAUCAACAACAAAGGUCAUCUGAAGAUUUCAAACUCACUGACUUAGAGACUUACAAAAAAAUGCUGCAAAAUGGGCAAAUUCCUUAUCUACCUACCCCUGUUGUUUCUGACAAUGAAAUUGGAGUACUCCCAGCCGAAGUCCUUGAUAUCUUAACCACAACCACAUCUACUUCCACAACCACAUCUACUUCCACAACCACAUCUAUUUCCACCACUACAACCACCACUGAAAAACCAAAGACAACCACAGAAAACGCACAGAACAGAAGAAAAGACGUCAAAUACUAUCUACGAGGAAACAAGAUCGUUCAAGUCUGA